AUGCAAUUCAAACUGCCCCUUACCAUCCUUGCCUCCUUGGCUCUGGCUCAGGGCUUCAAAGUCCCGGCCGACGCGCAAGACGGAGCAUACAUUGUCCAAACCGACGAGUCGGGCCAGGAGACCUUGGUUCUCGUGGAGGCCAUGAAAAUAGGGGUUACAGGCAGGCGCGCCGAGGCUCGCGCGGAACUGAAGGCUCGGGACCAAAACGCGUGCGCCGCGCGAAGCCUGAACCAUGGCGACACCGACGCGGCUGUCAGCAAGCUCAGGGGCUUCUGCGGUGGUGGCCAGCACUACCCCGCGCCCAAGCUCUUUUACAAGGUCGGGUCCACCGUUGCGUACUCUUGUGACUACAGCGGCAACCAGCUUUGCUACUCCUCGGAGGCCGAGCUGGCCUUCCAGCAGAUCACCAGGGCAUGUGGUCUGUAUGCCAGCGGCUGGUGGCUGUUCGGAAGCAACAAGAAUUACGGCUAUGAUGAUGUGAAUGCUGAGUUCUGCGGUAAUCUGCACUGA
Messenger RNA from Diaporthe batatas, 510 nucleotides. RefSeq lists its product as uncharacterized. NCBI's taxonomy places the organism in Eukaryota, Fungi, Ascomycota, Sordariomycetes, Diaporthales, Diaporthaceae. The coding region runs from base 1 to 510 and encodes 169 amino acids. The transcript has 3 exons. The record is from RefSeq and is a predicted model, not a curated record.